Messenger RNA from Etheostoma spectabile (orangethroat darter), 923 nucleotides. RefSeq names its product fibroblast growth factor binding protein 1a (gene fgfbp1a). Gene Ontology annotation, molecular function: growth factor binding. Lineage: Eukaryota; Metazoa; Chordata; Actinopteri; Perciformes; Percidae. The transcript is spliced from 3 exons. The record is from RefSeq and is a predicted model, not a curated record. Gene Ontology annotation, biological process: cell-cell signaling. The coding region runs from base 287 to 919 and encodes 210 amino acids.
AUUUCAUCUUUGGAACACUCUAACAGAUGGUGCAGUGAAGGCUUUUAAAGAAGGGAAAGUUAUUUGCAUUUGCUUGAAAUGAAUGCCUUGAAAGUGAAGUUAUCAUAAAAUCAGGUGGGACAAUCUGCCAAAACAUAGUUUCAGUCCUGCUAUCUCAACAUAAAUCUGAAGGGGAGGGCUGAUUCUACAGCAGACUGUAGCUGCAGGUACAGUGAAGGCGACUCAGCUCUCUGGACUGUAACCUGAAGUUUACUGUGGAAACUUCAGGGCAUUUUGUACUGGUUUCAUGGCUCUCCUUACCAAUGUCACCAUCCUGCUGGUCCUGGCUUGCAUUUCCCAUCAGUUGGUGUUGAGUAACUGCCAAAGGAGCCAAGGACGGAGGGGACGAGGAGGGGACAGAGGACAACACAAGGACAGGCCAGGGCUGACGGUGGGCCGCCGUUCAAAAUCUGUCUCUGCACAACCCAUUAAGGGCAAAAUAGUUACCAAAGACAAGUCCCAGUGCACCUGGGCAGCAAUAGGUGAGGACCUCUUCAGCCUUGGUAUCACCUGCAAGAAGGGGGACAGGAGCUUCAGCUGUGAAUAUGUCGCCAGACCAGCUGUCUGUCCCCAGUACGAUUCCAAUGUCAAACUUUACUGGAAGCAAAUCGCCAGAGCGCUGAAGAAGCAAAAGAGUUUGUGCCAGGACAGCAGUGCAUUGGUCAGGGCAGGUAUGUGCAAAAGAGCUGCCAGAGAUGCUCAUUUCAGACUCCAUAAUCCUCAGAGGAAGACUGACCCGCCUUCCAGUCCACAACCAGCCCCCAGAGCUAUCAAAUCCUGUAAACCUGGUAACAAGAAGCUGGCUGAGGAGCACUGCAACGAAUCCUGGUCAACUUUUUGCACUUUCUUUUUUACUAUGGUGCAGGAUUAUGAUUGCUGAGACA